GUAGAACAGCAUGAACUCCAAGCUUCAAACACAUCCUCAAGCUCGGACGGGCACUUUGCUUUUCAUCAAGUUGUGUUUUUGCGUUGUUUUGGAGCAGCUUUGAGUAAUAAACACCUAUUUCCACUUUAACUUUUUUUUUUUUAAAUGUUUUCCAAAUUCAUGGGACAACCAAAGCAAGCCAGCCUCAUGCUUGGGGAAAAAGUUUGAUCCCAACCAUGGCCAGAAAAGAGCCAAAGAUGUUUGUCUUGCUCUAUGUUACAAGUUUUGCCAUUUGUGCGAGUGGACAACCUCGAGGUAAUCAAUUCAAAGGAGAAAGCUACACCCCAAGAUAUAUCUGCAGCAUUCCUGGCUUACCUGGACCUCCGGGUCCCCAGGGAGCCAACGGGUCACCUGGGCACCACGGCCGCAUCGGCCUUCCAGGCAGAGAUGGUCGAGACGGCAGGAAAGGAGAAAAGGGAGAGAAGGGAGCUGCAGGUUUGAGAGGAAAGACUGGACCACUGGGUCUUGCUGGUGAGAAAGGAGACCAAGGAGAGACCGGGAAGAAAGGACCCAUGGGACCAGAGGGAGAGAAGGGAGAAGUGGGGCCACCUGGGCCUCCUGGACCAAAAGGAGACCGAGGAGACCAAGGGGACCCAGGGCUGCCUGGAGUUUGCAGAUGUGGAAGCAUCGUGCUCAAAUCUGCCUUUUCUGUUGGCAUCACAACCAGCUACCCAGAAGAAAGGCUACCUAUUAUAUUUAACAAGGUUCUGUUCAAUGAGGGGGAGCACUACAACCCUGCAACAGGAAAGUUCAUCUGUGCCUUUCCAGGGAUCUAUUACUUUUCCUAUGAUAUCACAUUGGCUAACAAGCAUUUGGCAAUUGGACUGGUACACAAUGGGCAGUACCGAAUAAAGACCUUCGAUGCUAACACAGGGAACCAUGAUGUGGCUUCAGGGUCCACGGUCAUCUACCUGCAGCCAGAAGAUGAGGUCUGGCUGGAGAUCUUCUUCACAGACCAGAACGGCCUCUUCUCAGACCCAGGCUGGGCAGACAGCUUGUUCUCUGGCUUUCUCCUGUAUGUUGACACAGAUUACCUAGAUUCCAUUUCAGAAGAUGAUGAUCUGUGAUCAGGAUGCAGACCUGAUGUUUCCAAGUUUGCCGUAGCACACAUUCAGAUUUAAUCAGGAUUCUAAAAGACUGAGCAACCAGGAAUGGGCUCCAAACAGACUCCCACUCAGAUUCCAAAGCAUUCACAGACAGUUCUAGAAGAAUUUUGUCAAAAUGAGAUAAACCACCAAACAGCUGAAACCAAUCCAAAUGGAACUAAGUCAAACAACCCCAGAUAUGUAUGUUUUUGAAAUUGAUGUUCCAAAAUAUUUAAGCAAAUGAAAGACAAUGUUAACAGAUUUUGUAUCAAAUGACCUGAGUGGUAAAACCAACAGGCAAGACAUUGCCUCAUUAAAU
This is a messenger RNA of Ochotona curzoniae (black-lipped pika), 1443 nucleotides long. RefSeq names its product C1q and TNF related 7 (gene C1QTNF7). The record is from RefSeq and is a predicted model, not a curated record. Gene Ontology annotation, molecular function: protein binding. The coding region runs from base 216 to 1106 and encodes 296 amino acids. The transcript has 3 exons. NCBI's taxonomy places the organism in Eukaryota, Metazoa, Chordata, Mammalia, Lagomorpha, Ochotonidae.